GCUUGUUAGGCAGGAACCAGUCAGACUGACACGCCUGUGGCUUUAUAUGAAGCUGCAAACGUAGGAUUUCUGAGGUUACCAGUCUCCAGCACGUUGCACCAUGGGUCGAUUGUUAGGAUUUGGGUGUCUGUUUCUCUUUAUAGCUCUAAGCAUAGAUGCUCAAAAGAAGUACCCUACAAUAAGUAUCAGAACUAAAUGUUUGGGGAAUGUUAUGCGAGUUGAUGUUGGUCCUCUUGAAGGAAACUAUCUAGAAGUUGCUGGCAUCAUCAAUAACUCUGCCGUUGUGCUCACACCGAGUUUGGCAUCUCAGUGCGGCUUUAGCAUGAAGACUGACCAGCUGGGGAAUGCUCUGAUCUACGUCUCCCUGCAAAACUGUUUUACCCAAAAUAUGGAGGACAAAAUGUUUACAACAGCCCUGCAGCUCCGAGUGCAAGGGGGCGAGGUGUACCAGGUGGCUGAAACGUGCAGCUAUGAUUCCUGGGCCUCUCGGGAGAUUUUCUGUGACUACAACUUCAUGGAGGUCUCUGUGAGACGUGCAGCUCUGGAUGACUAUGCUCUGCCUGAACACACCAUCCCAAAGACUGGCUCAAAGACAACCAGUUUCAGACGAGCUGCUGAGAAACGCCCUCUGGAUGCAGGAUUCAGAGUCACAACAGUUGUGUUUUCAACCCCUGGUGGGGAGAUUCCCAUGAGUGUGGCUGAUGUGCAGAAAAGGGGGUAUGGAAUUGCAAAUACUCCCACACGGCUGGUUCUACGGAGUCCACUGGUGGCACCAGAAACCUUCACCCAGAAUGUUGCAGGAAUUCCCAUGAGUGUUCUCAAAUCCUCCACAAUCUUUGAAAAGAGGUGGCUGGCAACUCAGAUCGACACUUCUGCUGCUUGUCCAGUGCAGGAAGGAAGUGUCUUUUUCACCGAUGCCACAAUCACCUGGUACCUGCCUCGGCACAUCGACCCAUUAAUUUCCUCCGGCUCGUUUAAUCUGCUGGAGUUAAACUUUGGAAUAAAAGGCCAAAGGCUCGACGCUGGAGAGAUGCAGGCCCGGCAAUACUCCGUGUCCCUCAAUGAGUUCUACAUCAUAACUGAGAUUCCUAUUGGAGCUGUUGGCGGCUACUACAAGAGUCGCGUUCAGGAUAACCUGUACUACGUCUCGUACAUGAUCGAGCCCAUGCUAGAGUUGCUCUGGACAGAAGAUCUUGAAGACACGAGAUACAAAGUCUUCCUCAACAUCGUCACACACUUCCUGCCACGACCUCCGCAGCUCAUGGACAACACGAUUCCAGAAGAGCGAAUGUUUAAGAUGACGCUGGGACACUUUGCCUCAGAUGUGGCUUUAAUAAACAUAAGCUUCCCCAAUGAGGUCUUGUCCAUGGCCGACUGCAGUGCCAGAGGCUUUAACGUCUUGGAGUACAUGUCCCCUAACAGCACCAUGAAGGUCUUCACCCUGCAAGUACCCUUCACAUACCCUGCAGUUCAUCAACGGGCAGAAGAUGGCGUUGCAGUCUAUUCCCUUCACCUGACCUUUGGUCUGCUGGUGCUGAACAAGCUCGUUCCCUUCUCUCAUGCAGCUUCUCUGCAAGCUUUUGUUCAAGAGCUGGUUCCUCCAUCCGUUUCUGGUGGCUGUGACAACCACAACUUCUACGUCCUGGUGAAGUUCGGAACCAAGAACUACAGUUUUCAGACGCUGGUUGGAAAGAGCUUCCUGACUCCCACGUUGGCUCAACAAUAUGGCUACAUGGAGAACGGGACGCACUUUAGUUUCGUUGUACCGUUUUCAGCCCCUGACGUUGUGGUUGAGGCUAUUGAGUCUUCAUCUGUAAAAGCCAGAAUCGGAGUGGUGUUAAGAAAUCCAGAGACGAAUGCACUAAUCCAGGACUUCUCUGUGGCAUGCCACUUCCCAACAGCAUUAACUGAAUGCUUCCCGAAUGGAACCAUGACAGCUUUGGCAGUCAAACUGGAGUCGGUACCGUCACUGAACCCCAGUCAGCUCACCCUUGCGGACUCCAGAUGUCACCCCUCUUCCAGCGACGACCGCCAUGCUUACUUUGUCUUUACUGUGAAUUCAUGUGGAACAACCAGAAAGUUUUUACCCAACGCCAUGUUGUACGAGAAUGAGAUUUCCCUGCCAAAUGCACUCCUGAUGAAAAAGGACUCUGACUCGGAGGAACCAGACUACCAUCUGAAGGUAACUUGUCUGUAUGAAAUCAACACGAGCCAGGCGGUCUCCUUCAACACCAGACCUCGUAGAAGUGAACCAUAUGCUGAGAACUCAAAAGGCCAUCUGGAAGUUGUGAUGAAGCUCUCGUUGGAUGACUCCUACAGGGAGUUUCAGCCCUUAGAGGUUUAUCCCAUAGCAAAAUACCUGCAACAGCCGCUGUAUUUUGAGGUGGAGCUGACCGGAACCACAAACCCACAAGUGUCCCUGGAACUGGAAAACUGCUGGGCAACACAAGAUGACAGGACAUCCCAACCCAGAUGGAAUCUAAUCAUUGAUGGUUGUCCGAACCCAGUGGACCCAUACCAGGUGAUCUUUCAUCCUGUCUGGGCUGAUGCCAGGAUUAAAUAUCCCUCUCACUUCAAGCGUUUUGAGGUCCAGAUGUUUGCUUUUGCUGAUGGCAAAGAUGACCUGCAUAACCGGCUCUUUAUCCAUUGUGAUGUUGUGAUCUGUGACGUCAAGAAGCCACUAGGUGGUGUUUGUAGUGGCCAGUGUUCUAUUCCUGAAGGGGUGACUAAAGGUCAGAGGCGCGAUGUUUCAGACGUGUACGGAAUUGAACAUGUGACUGUUGGACCAAUGAGUUUAAACCUGUCAUAAAAAAAACUUUUUAAUAAACCUGUUUUUGAAAUGG
This is a messenger RNA of Nothobranchius furzeri (turquoise killifish), 2843 nucleotides long. RefSeq lists its product as uncharacterized. The record is from RefSeq and is a predicted model, not a curated record. Lineage: Eukaryota; Metazoa; Chordata; Actinopteri; Cyprinodontiformes; Nothobranchiidae.